Asterias rubens (European starfish) is the source of this 2779-nucleotide messenger RNA. RefSeq names its product bromodomain-containing protein 7-like. Gene Ontology annotation, cellular component: nucleus. Bases 90 to 2240 code for a protein of 716 amino acids. The transcript is spliced from 14 exons. Gene Ontology annotation, biological process: regulation of transcription by RNA polymerase II. The record is from RefSeq and is a predicted model, not a curated record. NCBI's taxonomy places the organism in Eukaryota, Metazoa, Echinodermata, Asteroidea, Forcipulatida, Asteriidae.
ACACGACAAAGAAGGAACCGACAAAGAAUCUGUUAUUUCGAUCGUUAGAAAUACAGAUAUUCUAUAUUAUUGUUUUGUUUAGUAGAACAAUGGGCAAAAAACAUAAGAAGCAUCACAAAUCUGACAAAAAUCCGGUUGAUGUUGAAGUCACAAGGGAUCUGAUUGCUGAACCGCCACUCAAACUGGUCCUCAAGGUCGGAAGUAAGACACAGGAUGCCAAAACUGGCAUCAAAGACUUCCGCGUGAGCAAGCCAAAACUAGAGCCCACCGCGGCUCCGGCAUCAACAGAGGAGCACCGCGACACGCCCAAAGAAUCCCACCAGAAAAAAAAGAAGAAGAAGAGGAAGUGGCAUGAUGUCGAACACAGCACCUCAGAACAGGAGAGGGCAGCAGACAGCAGUCAGGAUCAGGCGGAAUCAAUGGAUGUGGAUUCGGAGCCAGUUGAGGAGAAGCCGAAAGAACCAAUUAGCAGCAAAAAGAAAUCUUCAAAGAAGCAGCGGUACCAUGAGGAGGACUCUGAAAGAGCUGAAAGUGUGGAUCAACGCUCCACUGCCAGCGAGAAGAUCCACCGUGAACCAAAGAUAGAACCCAUGCAACACCCUCCGACACCAAGCAUCAGUAGGGAGAAAGAAAAAAUUAUGAACAAAAUUGCCCUGAAAAAAGUACUUGAGAGUCUGCAGAAAAUUAUUCAGAGGAAAGAUGUUGAUCAGUUCUUUGCUUGGCCAGUGAAUGAUGUCAUUGCGCCGGGGUAUUCAAGCAUCAUCCAGCAACCCAUGGAUUUUAGCAACAUGAAGAAAAAGAUCGACUGUAACGAAUACAGCUCUCUCGAUGAAUAUAAGGCGGACUUUUCAUUAAUGUGUGAAAACGCAACAAUCUACAACAGACCAGAAACUAUCUACUACAAGGCAGCUAAGCGUCUUCAUGCUGUGGGCUUAAAAUGUAUGACCAAGGAGAAACUAAUGCUGUUGAAGCGGAGUUUUGGUUACCGUGAAAGCAGCGACCCCGGCAAGUCCAGGAUCAAACUGAGCAAGAAGCUAAUGCAGAGCGAUGCUGAUUUAUCAACAGAAGACUCAAGUGUUAUGGAGGCCAUAGACUCGGAAGACAGUAACAUGGCACCAACAAUUGGAUCAGGAAGUAUUGGUGAUGUAACUGAGGAAGAAUCCGCUGAGGAGAUUAUUGAGCAGGCCCUGGAAGCAGCUAAAGAUGCCAGAGAACGUCUAACGGCGAGAUUUCCUAAAUCCAAGCUUGGCUUUUUACGGAGAGACAAGUCCGGCACGACAACCCUUGCCAUCUUGAAUCGGUCUCAGCCAGGGGGCGAUGAGAACAAGCCAGUCAAUCUGGGGAUGCUGACCGGGAAGCUAACCCAAGGCACUGGGACAUUGCCAGGGUUUAGGGAGGACAAACGCAACAAGGCCAUUCCAGUUGCCUACAUUGCCAAUGGACCUUUCAACUCCCAUGGACCACAGUACGACUCCUCAUUUGCCAACAUCAGUAAAGAGGAGUCCGACUUAUUGUAUUCAACCUACGGAGACGAAGCUGGUGCCCAGUAUGCUCAGAGCAUAAAGGAAUAUGUAGAGAACUGUGAUGAUUAUGUGGUUAGCCUCGUCGACGGCAUGCUAGACACACUCACUAAGGGACAACAUUCCAAGACAAUGGCGCUACUAAAACAGAAAUCAGUGGAUAAAGAAGCAGCAAAAACAGAUACGUCGACUGUCUCGGCUGGUACCCAGAAGGAGACCUCUAGUAACAAGGAGGCCGUCAAGGAAGAGCAGGAGACGCCAGAAACAAACAUUCAGUUUGAUUCCCUAAAGUCACUGUCAGACAUUGGCAUUGAUAUGUCAUUUCUUCCAUCAUUGGAAAAACUCCUGGGCAGUGAGGCAGACUCGGUGCCUGCAAUCGACUCGGCAGAGAUCGACAACAAACUGAAGAGCACCAGCGAUCUGAUCAAUGAGUUGGAGAAGACGCAGACGGCGAGACUAAGUCGGAAGCCCCCUAAUCAUCUUCAGUUCGUCGCCAAGCCAUCGGAGCAAGAGAGUAGCAUCGCAGAGAAACUCACACAGCAACUUCUGUCACUAACCUCCAAGAUCAAACCAUCAGAUGUUGUUCCAGUUGGAGCAGUUCGGGAUGCAUUGGGUAUCGCAACGGACGUGGACAAGGAGGUGACUGAAGAGUGCCUCAUCGUGGGAGAAUCAUCGCUAGAUGUACCCACGGACAUUCAGAUGACUCAAGUCACAUCAUAGAUGCAUGGGAUUCAAAUCCCCCUGUCAAUUAAAAACAUUUUGUUCACAUCCUGCAGCGUUUCCCAAAAAGUGUUUAAUUGGCCCCCCUCCCUCAAAUUAUGACACUGAAAGGUAGGAAGUAUGGGUACAAAAUGAGUGUUUUGAAAGUCCCUGGAUUUCUUGCAUUUUCCACGUAUUUCCAUUGUUCAGUUUACUCCAUGUGAAUUUAUUAUAUUUUGUAGACGAUCAGACCAUACUGAUUUGAAACGUCUAGUUGAAACCAGCGGUUCUUUUCAGAACCACCCCAACUCAUUUAGAGAUAGUCAGUACAUGGUGUUACCGAAAACCUUUCCAUAUAAUAUUUUGUUACUUACUUUAUUUGUGUUCAUCAUGGAAGUUUUCAAAUACAAACCUUAACCUGGAAGAAGAAAGAGAAUUUGAGCUUAAAAGAAAUGCAAAAGGUAGCUAUAACCCAAUGCCAAAUUCAGUUAAAGGCAGUGGACACUAUGGUUAUUACUCAAAAUCAUUAUUAGCAUAAAAAACUUGCUGGUAACAAGCAA